AUGAUCCUUCAUCUCUUCUUGGCAGCAUUUGUGGGUUUGGGCUCCGCUCAUGAAGACAGAAAUCUUCCGGUGCUGGGACGACCGGUGCUGUUUGGACCUUCUGUUGCACUUGUGAAGAGAGCAGUGGAGUUUUACUGUGAACUUUUAGAGCAUCCAAACAAUGUGACUAUCCUCCUGCAGCUGUUCAAGGAGGGUGUGUACAGUAAGCCGCUGGCUGAGUCCACGUCGCUGAAUGGAGAGAAAGGAGUUUUCCCCGUUGUGAUUAAAACGUUUCAUGAUGGAAACCUGGAGUGUGUGGCGCGUGCUCAGAACAACACGUCCAUCCAGCCAACAACAAGCUUCCACCACCACCUCCGCGUCGUGGAGCCGGUGAAACAGGCGCAUAUUGUGGUCAGUUCAGGACAGACGGAGUUUUUUGAAGGCCGGACGUUGGAGCUACAAUGUGAACUGGAUAAGGGAAGUUAUGUGACCUACUAUUGGUUUCUCGACGAGCACGAUAUCACAGAAACGCAACACCGAAAGGUUUAUGAGAAUCGUCUCAGAAUCAUCAGAACGACCUCGAGAGACAGCGGUUCUUACAUGUGUAUUGCUCAAAACUCUUACAACGAUACCAUCUUCAGUUCAAAUCCAUCCACAGUUAACAUCACAAUCAUAGAUAUUGUGUCCGCUCCAAACAUCUCCUUCACUGUCCUGAAAGAGAACCAGAAUUACUCUGCGUUGGUGUCGUGUAGUUCUCUCAGAGGGACUCCUCCGAUCAUGUUUACUCUUUACAAUAUGGAUGAAUUGAUGGGUAACGUGACAGUGCAGGACCGACAAGCAACGAUCAAAGUCCCCAUAGUUUUGAGGAAGCACCUGGGAUGGCUCCAAUGCAGAGCGGACAAUGGAGACCAGAGCGCACACAGCCCCUGGAUCCCAUUAGAAGUCGUGCCAGUCGAAGGCCCAGUCACUCUACAAUUUGACUACAGCACUGGGUCAAACUAUGCAGUGGUGGGAGUGACGAUUUACUGCCGGCCGUCAAAGGGAUCCCAUGUAAAGUUUGAGUGGUUCCUCAACAAAACACUGCUCCCACACAUCCAGGGGCCGAGCUUCUAUAAAGUGGUGGACGACCCCCCACAAAGGUCCACCCUGUUACUGGCAGUGGGCCGGAGCAGUGUAGGGACAUACCACUGCAAAGUGUGCGACCAAUACGACAACACAACUGCUGUUCGCAGCCGAGGAAAAUACCUUGAUAAAGAAGUGGUAAAUCGUAUUCCGGAUGUGGUGGUCGCUGUGGUCUUUGGUUGUUUUGCUUGUAUUAUCGGCAUGGUCUGCAUCUGCUGCACAAUCGGCUUUGUAUACAGACCAAGGACCUAUGACGUCAAGCCAGUAGUUGGGGUUAAGAUGAAGAACAUGCUUUAUGAAGAUAAUCUGGAGUAUUCUGAGUACACCGAGGAUACUGGAGAUAUGAAGGAGUCUACAAUGGAUCAAUUUGACCAGGCGUCGGUGGUGUCAAUGGAGGAUUGGACCUGCACCUCUGACCCACCCCCAGGCCGCGCGCACAGGACCAGAGCGUGCACGCGCCUGGCCUCGCGCCAGACGCCUCCAGCUCAGAGCUGCCACAGAACCGCCUCAGAGCAACUACAGCAGCGAGAGGAGCGGGAGCAGAGGCUGGAGUUUAGCCGGAGUUUAGCCAGAGUUUAG
This is a messenger RNA of Knipowitschia caucasica, 1680 nucleotides long. The record is from the annotation of a GenBank genome assembly. Lineage: Eukaryota; Metazoa; Chordata; Actinopteri; Gobiiformes; Gobiidae.